AGACCGUUAUUUCAGUUAUAGAGAGAAAGAAACAGUGACAGUUAUCAGCUGAACAUAAUACUAACAAUGGUGUCUGAUGAGGACAUAGCUGGAGCUUUGGAAUCUCUAUUCCGUGAACCAAACCCUAACCCUAACCCAACUUUAAUCACCAUUGUUCAACAGCUUCAAUCUAACCUUGGUUAUGACUUAACUCACAAGGUUGAUUUUAUUCGUGCUCAGAUCCAAAACCUCUUUAACCGCCAUCAUUAUCAAACUCAAAAUCACCAUUUUGCCCUCCAUACCCACCACCCCAAUUUCCAAACCCCUAUUUUUAGGUCCUAUGGUCUCCAAGAUUGCUCGUUCUGCCCAUCCCCACCGCCACGUCAUCACCUGCUGCAUUCGGUUUCCAAGACUGAGACUUUCCCUAUUGGUGUUGCCACCACUCAGGCUGCUGUGGUGCCUGCUAAAUCCCCAAAAGAGAGUGGUCCAAGUGGAAAGAAAAGAAGAGGUGGCCCUGGUGGAUUAAACAAACUCUGUGGUGUCUCUCCUGAACUCCAACCCAUUGUUGGCCAGGCAACCUUGCCGAGAACUGAGAUAGUCAAGCAGCUGUGGGCAUACAUAAGGAAACAUAACCUUCAAGAUCCGAAUAACAAAAGGAAGAUUAUUUGCAACGAUGAGCUGCGGUUGGUAUUUGAGACGGAUUGUACUGAUAUGUUCAAGAUGAAUAGACUGCUAGCUAAACAUAUAAUCUCUCUCGAACCUUCAAAGCAGACUGCUAAGAAUCCUAAAAGAGCGAAGACUGGGGAGGAAUCUGGUAGUAAAAGCGAGGAAGCUGUUCCAGUUGUGAUAAUAUCAGAAGCAAUAUCAGAAGCACUUGCAAACUUUUUGGGUACUUCAGAAAGGGAGAUGUCACAAGCAGAAGUUCUGAGGCAGGUCUGGGAGCAUAUAAAGGUGAACCAGCUUGAGGAUCCUUUAAAUGCAAUGGUCAUACAAUGUGACGCAAAACUCCAAGUGCUGCUUGGGUGUGAAAUUAUUUCUGCACUAGGUAUACCUGAGAUGUUGGCAAGACAUCACCUAUUUAAGAAAUCAUGACCGCUGAUCUGACUCGUAAACAUCGGGUACAAGGUGCUGAUGCUAACCUGUUUUGUCUUGACAUCAUCUAACAGUAACACACUUCCUGGAAGAAAAUUCAGCUGCAUUACCUGCUUCACUUGUUCAGAUUUUGUAAAUUUUGCUCAAGAAGGUAACGUAUGGGUAGAAGCUGUUCUAUGGGUUGUUUGCUAAGUUCUAAUCUAUAGCUUAAUUAUGGUCCUGUCAAUAGGGUGGGUGUUCAUAGGUAGUUUACUAACCCCUGUAAAGAUGCAGACCGUAGAAUGAUGGAGAAAUGUAAAGAUGAUUAACAACCUGCCUUCUUGAUAGUAUUAAGGCUGAAACAUAGUAUUAUGUUUUGUUGGUUGUACACUUUGCCUUGUUUAUGUUCUGUAUAUAUAGAAGUCUCAGGUUGUGUUUGCA
Lycium ferocissimum is the source of this 1491-nucleotide messenger RNA. RefSeq lists its product as uncharacterized. Gene Ontology annotation, cellular component: nucleus. Bases 67 to 1071 code for a protein of 334 amino acids. The record is from RefSeq and is a predicted model, not a curated record. The transcript has 6 exons. Lineage: Eukaryota; Viridiplantae; Streptophyta; Magnoliopsida; Solanales; Solanaceae.